Messenger RNA from Exophiala dermatitidis NIH/UT8656, 756 nucleotides. RefSeq lists its product as uncharacterized. The transcript has 4 exons. The record is from RefSeq and is a predicted model, not a curated record. Bases 1 to 756 code for a protein of 251 amino acids. NCBI's taxonomy places the organism in Eukaryota, Fungi, Ascomycota, Eurotiomycetes, Chaetothyriales, Herpotrichiellaceae.
AUGGCGGACUCAACAACCCCCGCUCCUUCUACGCCCAAGGGUCCUGUUAAGUUUACUCCACGGGACCUGGAGGUCAUAAUUCACGCCCACCAGUGUAUGAAGGCGCCCCUCCCAAUCGACUUCGAGCAAUUGGCUAUGCGAAUGGGAUCAAAGGGAGGACUGUCUGCUCGAUCCUCAUGGUCCGCGGUCAAGAAGAAGCUUUUGGACGCCGACCCGCACGGUGACUUCUCGGAGGUCACACACGGCAAGCCAAGAACCCCACGCAAGACUGCGAAGAAGGCUGGAGGUGAAGAAGCCGCUGCUCCUACCCCCGAAGGUCAUGAUGGCGCAGUUGGCGAUGACGGUCCUGUCACACCAACUCUCAAAGCUGAUGCUGAAGCCAACGCUGGCAUGGACACUCCAGGAGCUCCUACUAUUCCUGCCAAGAAGCGCGCCCGCAAAUCCAAGGCAGAGAGAGAAGCCGAAGCAGCGGCAAACAAUGAUGACGCUGGUGACGACGCUGCUGAGAAGCCAGUCAAGAAGCGCGCUCGCAAGACCCCUGUCAAGAAAGCUGCAGCUGGUAACGCUACUGGAGACAAGGUCGCAACUGGAAAUGCUGGCGGAAAUGGUUCUCUGACCGUCAUGGGACCCCCUCUUCUUCCUCUGCCCCCUGCUGGAUCUAAGCCUGCCAAAUCGGCCUACGCUGCGACGGUCGAAGAAGUCGAAGAUGAGGAAUUCAAGGCUGCUCCUGGCGUCAGUGGUUGUGCUGGUGCAUAG